CUGUCUCAACACACUGCAAAUCUCCACUCACUUACAACCCAAACACCCCACCUUGCCCAGAAAGCAGCAGAGCGCUCUAGUCGAUCAUAUGACCACGGUAGACAUCCAAAACCUCAAGUCCUUCGACCCCUUUGCGGAGGCCGAUGACGCUGGUGGAGAAGCAAAGGUUGGGAACCAGCAGAACUACAUUCACAUCCGUAUUCAGCAGCGCAAUGGUCGCAAGACCCUGACCACGGUCCAAGGCCUGCCCAAGAAAUUCGACCAGAAGAAGAUUCUCAAAGUCAUCAAGAAGAAGUUCGCCUGCAAUGGCACCGUCGUCGCCGACUCGGAGAUGGGAGAGGUGAUCCAGCUCCAGGGGGACCAGCGCAAGGAUGUGCAGGAUUUCAUGACGGACAAGAAGGAGGGCCUUGGUCUUGACGGCAAGACCAUCAAGGUCCACGGUUUCUAGGCGUAUUGCGCAGCAUCGCCUGUCGCCCAAGCAGUACAGCUCGAACUGCGCCGCCCACGUCUUCCCAGGUACCCCGCUCGAGCGCUUUUGGGGGCCGAAAUCGAGGUCGCAUGUGACCUUGCGAGACGAGGCUGGAAUGAGGCGCGAUGCCUGCAGAUACCCACGACGAGUGGUUACGAAUGUUUCCUUACGUCGGUCCUUUGGAUGAAGUUACUGGAACGGAUAGGUCGGCACCUUCGAAUCGAUGCGUGCCGAGGGUGUCGUAGAACGCGGUGUCCAUCGUAGAUGAUGGGCCUGCUCGACUGAGGUCAUCACUUAUAGCUCAAUUAAUGGAGAUGAAUGCCG
Messenger RNA from Parastagonospora nodorum SN15, 793 nucleotides. RefSeq lists its product as hypothetical. Gene Ontology annotation, cellular component: eukaryotic 43S preinitiation complex. The transcript is spliced from 2 exons. The record is from RefSeq and is a predicted model, not a curated record. The coding region runs from base 89 to 448 and encodes 119 amino acids. Lineage: Eukaryota; Fungi; Ascomycota; Dothideomycetes; Pleosporales; Phaeosphaeriaceae. Gene Ontology annotation, molecular function: translation initiation factor activity; ribosomal small subunit binding; RNA binding. Gene Ontology annotation, biological process: translational initiation.